AUCACUAUCUCAGGAUCAUAGAGCGAACCAUUGCGGUCCCAAUUGAUUGCAAGGACGUAAGGAGCCUGCCCUUUUUUUUUUCUUUUUUUUUGAGGCGGUUUACUCUUGCUCUUGUUCAUAUUCCAUCGGAAUGGCCUCUAAACUUUUACCAUUCACUCUUCGGCAAUGCCGCCAAUCCUUUCGACACAUUCCCGUGCGACAGUGUCGUCAAUUCACUGCUGCUACCCCAGUUCUCAGCGACAUUCUGGCAGUACACCGAAACACGCCAGAGAACAACCCUAGUAUCCCUUUCAAAUUCUCCGAACAAAAUCUCAAAGUGAUCGAUGAAAUCCUCAAAAGAUAUCCCCCACAAUACAAAAAGGCUGCUGUUAUGCCGCUUUUGGAUCUCGGUCAACGACAGCUGGGCUGGACAAGCAUUAGUGUGAUGAACGAGGUCGCGCGGAUCCUGGAGAUGCCUCCGAUGCGAGUCUACGAAGUUGCCACAUUCUAUACGAUGUAUAACCGGGAACCUGUCGGAAAAUACUUCGUUCAAAUUUGCACCACUACCCCGUGCCAACUUGGCGGCUGCGGAAGCGACAAAAUCGUGGAAGCCAUCACAAAACACCUCGGGGUUUCUUCCCAUGGCCAGACAACACCGGAUAAGCUCUUCACUGUCCUGGAAGUUGAAUGCCUGGGUGCCUGCGUUAACGCGCCAAUGGUCCAAAUCAACGACGACUACUACGAAGAUCUUACUCCCGAAACCGCCGUUCAAUUACUCAAUGCUCUCAAGGAAUCCGCUCUAGCCGGAGAGAGUGGGAAGAAAGUCAAUAUCCCCUCUCCGGGACCGAUGAGUGGAAGAGAAUCCUGUGAGAAUAGCGCUGGAUUGACUAGCUUGACGAGCCCGCUGUGGAGCACGGAGACGCUGAGAAAGGACGGGGAGUUAUAGAUAGGUGUGUUUAUGCUGAGUUUGGUACAUGGGAUAGAAUCGGCUGGGCAUAACAUGCCAUCAUUUUUCUGCUAUUGUAUAGUAGUCCUUGUCCAAAACUUUUUUUUCAUUA
This is a messenger RNA of Coccidioides immitis RS, 1037 nucleotides long. RefSeq names its product NADH-quinone oxidoreductase, E subunit. The transcript has 3 exons. Gene Ontology annotation, molecular function: NADH dehydrogenase activity. Lineage: Eukaryota; Fungi; Ascomycota; Eurotiomycetes; Onygenales; Onygenaceae. The record is from RefSeq and is a predicted model, not a curated record. The coding region runs from base 131 to 925 and encodes 264 amino acids.